ACGUAACGUCAUGUAACCCGGCCGCACAACUCGUCCAGCAUCAUCUCCUACGCGCCUUCUUCUGCGCAUACGAGGCACACGUUGGUCACAUCAUUGAGCGCUUCCUCGAUUUUUGCAGAGCAGUAGUCAGCAUAGGCCUCGAGAUGCCGUUAUUGUCAUGGCCUCACCCUCCCACUCUGCCUCGGUGUCACGCUCAGUGAGCUCCGGCAGCCUUCCCUCGCGCCAUGCUUCACCCGCCAUUCACCUUUCACCCGCUGAACAAGAGAAGGAGGCGCUAGUACGCGCAGCCAUUGAUGCUGGCGAUGUCGAUACCCUCGUGCAUCUUGCCAUGAGCGCCUCGGGCCUUGUUAGCGACAGCCUGCGUUGCACUGCUUAUUCUGAGAAGCAGCUCGAUCGCCGGAAGCAAGAGCUUUCCAAUGUCAUCAUCCAUGUUCUGCGCCAACAUCCAGCCCUGUGCUACUUCCAGGGCUACCACGAUAUUGUACAGGUCUUCCUACUCGUCCUCGGCCCCGAAGAUGCCCCCACCGCCGUCGCCCGCCUAAGCCUCCUCCGCAUCCGCGACUUCAUGCUGUCGUCGCUCGAGCCUGCACUCGCUCAGCUCGAGCUACUCCGUCCCAUCCUCCGCGCCGCCGACCCCAGUCUGUACCACCACUUACGCGGAAGCCAGCCUACAUUUGCGCUCGCGGGUACCAUGACCAUGUUCGCUCACAACAUAGAAGAUUAUAAAGACAUUACUAGGCUGUUUGACUUCUUCUUGGCGGGACAUGCUGCCAUGCCGAUAUACUUUUUUGCGGCUGUCGUGCUCUCCAAGAGGGAGAAGCUGCUAGCUGAAGACGAUGAAGAUAUGCUCUACGUCACGUUGGGCAGGCUUCCAGCCCAUUUUGACGUCGAGUUUCUCAUUGCACGCACCGUCGAGUUGUAUGAGAGGCUCCCACCUGCCUCGCUGGACGGUUAUGAAUGGUGGUGGAUCUCGUCUUCCAGUGUGCUCAAGUCGUCGGCUACGACCACUAGGCUGCGACAACUCACGCUGGAAGAUGGCGAGAGGUAUUUCGCCAAACAGGAGAGGGAUCUUCAACGAGAGCAGUCUCGGAAACGUGCACUCAAAAAGAUGCAGUAUAUGAGGCUACGUCUUUGGUACUACCGCCGGUAUGGAGCUGUUGCUCUGGCCGUCGCAGUGGGCGCAUACGCGCUGUGGCUUGGUAAGAAUGGAGACAUCAGCAAGCGUUAUCCAAUGUUUAAUUCUCUGGGUCAUUUCGUGUGGAGAUAUCUUGGUGGAUCAGCAUAA
Pyrenophora tritici-repentis Pt-1C-BFP is the source of this 1285-nucleotide messenger RNA. Lineage: Eukaryota; Fungi; Ascomycota; Dothideomycetes; Pleosporales; Pleosporaceae. The record is from RefSeq and is a predicted model, not a curated record.